Molecule: messenger RNA, 2866 nt
Organism: Camarhynchus parvulus
Lineage: Eukaryota; Metazoa; Chordata; Aves; Passeriformes; Thraupidae
Gene: LRRC40
Product: leucine rich repeat containing 40
Exons: 15
Coding region: 1-1818 (605 amino acids)
Molecular function (GO): protein binding
Source: RefSeq, a predicted model, not a curated record
AUGGCGGCGGCUCGGCGGGCGCGGGCGGGCGGCGGCGGCGGCGGCGCGGGGCCGGGGUUCGGGCGGGCGGCCGAGCCGCCGCCGGUGCCGCAGGGGCUGCUGCGGCUGGCGCGGCGCAGCGGGCAGCUCAACCUGGCGGGACGCGGCCUCACCCACGUGCCGGAGCACGUGUGGAGGAUCAACCUGGACACGCCGGAGGAAGCCCAGCAGAACCUGUCCUUCGGAGCUGCGGAUCGCUGGUGGGAGCAGACGGACCUGACCAAGCUGAUCCUGGCCUCCAACAAGCUGCAGAGCCUCUCGGAGGAUGUGCAGCUGCUGCCUGCCCUCACCAUGCUGGACGUGCACGACAAUCAACUGACAUCACUUCCUUCUGCUUUAGGGCAGCUUGAAAAUCUCCAGAAACUUGAUGUCAGCCACAACAAACUGAGGAGCCUUCCCGAGGAGCUGCUGCAGCUGCCCCGUCUGAGGAGCCUCCUGGUGCAGCACAACGAGCUGAGCCAGCUGCCCGAGGGGCUGGGGCAGCUCCUCAGCUUGGAGGAGCUGGAUGUGUCCAACAACCAGCUCACAGCCAUCCCCACCAGUUUUGCUCUGCUGGUGAACUUGGUGCGGCUCAACCUGGCCUGUAACCAGCUCAAGGAGCUGCCUGCAGAUCUCAGUGCCAUGAAAAGCUUGAGGCAACUGGAUUGUACCAAAAAUUACCUGGAAACAGUCCCUCCUAAAUUAGCAACCAUGGCAUCCCUGGAGCAGCUUUACCUGAGGAAAAACAAACUGCGUUCCUUGCCAGAGCUUCCCUCCUGCAAGUUACUGAAGGAAUUACAUGCUGGGGAGAAUCAGAUUGAAAUCCUGAAUGCAGAGAAUCUGAAGCAGCUGAGCUCCCUGUGUGUGCUGGAGCUCAGGGACAACAAGAUCAAGGCAGUGCCCGAGGAGAUCACGGUGCUGCAGAAGCUGGAGAGGCUCGACCUGGCCAACAAUGACAUCAGUAGGUUGCCUUACACCCUGGGGAACCUCCCUCAGCUGAAAUUCCUGGCCCUGGAGGGAAAUCCUUUGAGAACCAUUCGGAGAGACCUGCUGCAAAAAGGCACCCAGGAACUGCUGAAAUAUCUGAGAAGCAAAAUCCAAGAUGAUGGACCUGGCCCCAAUGAAGAGCCUCCUGUGACAGCCAUGACUCUUCCCAGCCAGUCCAAGGUCAACAUCCACGCCAUAACCACACUGAAAUUAUUGGAGUACAGUGACAAGCAGGCUGCCGAGAUCCCCGAGGCCGUGUUCGAUGCCGUGGGCGCCAAUCCCGUGGCCACCGUGAACUUCAGCAAGAACCAGCUCAAGGAGAUCCCCCCAAGGCUUGUGGAGCUGAAAGACUCAGUUUGUGAUGUCAGCCUGGGCUUCAACAAAAUCUCCUCCAUUUCCUCGGAGCUGUGCCUGCUCCAGAAGUUGACACAUUUGGAUCUCAGAAACAAUUUUCUGACAACCUUGCCUGAGGAAAUGGAGGCACUGAAAAGACUGCACACAAUAAAUCUUGCUUAUAAUAGAUUUAAGGUGUUCCCCAGUGUCCUGUAUCACCUCCCAGCCCUGGAGAACAUCCUGCUCAGCAACAACCAGGUGGGAUCCAUCGACCCCAUGCAGCUGAAGGGGCUGGACAAGCUGGGAACGCUGGACCUGCAGAACAAUGACCUCCUCCACGUGCCCCCAGAGCUGGGCAACUGUGAGAACCUCAGGAGCCUGCUGCUGGAAGGGAAUCCGUUCCGCACGCCCCGCGCCGCCGUGCUGGCCAAGGGCACGGCUGCUGUGCUGGAGUACCUGAGGAGCCGCAUCCCCUCCUGAGCCGGGCACUGCUCCUGAGCCUGGGCACUGCUCCUGAGCCCUGGGCACUGCUCCUGAGCCUGGGCACUGCUCCUGAGCCUGGGCACUGCUCCUGAGCCCUGGGCACUGCUCCUGAGCCCUGGGCACUGCUCCUGAGCCUGGGCACUGCUCCUGAGCCCUGGGCACUGCUCCUGAGCCCUGGGCAUUCCCACCUGAGCCUGGCCUGGCCAAGGGCAGGGCUGCUGUGCUGGAAUACCUUUGGAACUGCAUUCUCAUGAGCCCUGGCCAUUCCCACCUGAGCCUGGGCAUUCCCACCUGAGCCUGGCCUGGCCAAGGGCACAGCUGCACUGCUCUCAUACCUGCAGACCCACAUUCCAGCAGCACAGGAGCAGCCAGGUAGCCCCUGUCCCACCAGCACCCCUGGACUCCACUGCUUCCAUCCUUCUGUUCCUGGCUGGGAGUCUGCCCAGUGUUAAGAACCCAGCUGUGAAACAUUCCCUGCCCUUUGCAUGUUCCAGCAGGGAUUUCAGGAUCCCACACCACUUUGUUUACACUGUUUGUAAUAAAGGACAACAAGGAAAGCUGCCUUCAGCACAGCCAAGGUGGGCUCUGGAGAGAGUUGUCACCACCAAAGCACUGGGGCCAAAGGCAGAAGGGAACACUGUGGGGUUUGUAUUCCUGUUUUCUAUUGUUUCACUGCUGAACUGCCCCCUGGUGUGGGUGAGGUGGAGUGCUUGAGCUGUGAGGUGGUGAGAGAUGCCCCAGGUGUGUGCUGGGCUCAUCUGAGUGAAAAUGGGUCUGGUGCUGUGCUGAGACAAUAAAUGUUCCCUUGGAUGUCUGCCUUGGGUCCUUCAAGCUGUAACUGAGCUCUGUAGAUGGCAACAUUGAGAACUUCUCUUGCUCAGACACACUUCCAAAGGUCCUGCAGGUGGUAUCUUCAAUGGUAGUAGUGCUGUGGGUGGGGCUCCAGCACCCUCCAUUUCCCUUUUCCAUGGGGAAAUUCCUGCUGUGCCCACCCUGAGCUGCCCUGGCCCAGCCUGGGGCCGUUCCCUCUGCUCCUGUCCCUGUU